GUCAUUAUAUUUUUGUGCAAAGUUGGUUCAGUGAUGAAUGAUUAUGAGGAAGUUUGGGUUGAAAAAGAAGAUACUAAUGUUGUAAUCCAGGAUAAAUCAUCACCUAAAGACUAUGAUGAGGAUUGUUUUUCAAGUUUGAUUGGAAGAUAUUCAACUUUAGAUAAUAAGCAAGAUAGAUCUGACAAAAAAAAACUUAAAGAUGAGGAGAUAGAAAAAGUAAGACAAUCAAGAGAAUUAAAUCCAUAUUUUAAAAACCCAUGCAAUAAAGUAGAUAUUUCUAACAAAACAAAUUCUACACCAUCAAUAAUUAUUGGGGAUGGAGGUGCAAGUUGGCUAAGGAAAUCAUUUAAAAGAGCAAAAGAACAAUCAGUUGACACAGGAAGACCUCUACAAGAAAUUAUAGCAGAGAGAUGGGGAUCAUUGGAAAAAUUUAAAAAAUUGCUUGAGGAAGCUGAGAAGAAAGAAGAUGUCUCCUAUGCAUCUGAUCAACCACCCUCAAGAUAUAUACAUAAUAAACAUGGUUAUAGCAAGUAUGAUAAACUUGGGAAAAAGGACAAAGAUUUGUUUAUAAAACCUACCAACGAUACAAAUUAUAUACUAAAUAAAAGUUUACACCAACAAGAAAGCUCAAAUUUAUUACCUGAAAACAGAACGUUUAAAUCAGCUGGAUGGAAAAAAAAUAAAGAAAAAUUGGAGGUUGCAGAAACACCAAAUGAAUCUUCAAUUUUAAAAAAUAUCCACACAACAAGUAAAAAUUUUGAAUUAAAUAUCUCAAAUGAUGAAGCAAUUGUUGAUGAAAUUAAAACAACAAUUCAUUACUCCAAUAUCCCAAAGAGUGGCAAUAGUUUUUUUGACCUCCUUUCUAACAAAGUUACAUCUGAUUUGAGACUUCAUCUUCUUGAACUCAAUAAAAUAGCGGCAGAGUACAUGAGAUACUAUAUCAAGUGUGAAAUAAGCAUUCCUGGAAAUAAUUUGAAUAAUGCAUCACUAGAUAUCAAUAGAGAAGGUAUGAAACAAUGGGGGUCCCUUUUGGAAAAAGCCAGAGAUAAAUACUUGUCACAGCCCAAUGAUCAUAAAAAUACUCAUGAUAAUUCGAACUUUAAUGAAAGGCAACAUAACAGGAAUUCUAGGGGAAUGGGUGGUCAAUAUUCAAAUAGAAAUGCUGGUUACAAUAAUAAUCGCCAAAAUCACAAGAAAACUUUUGCCAAUGCUAAAGCCUAUGCUAACGAAUACGAGAAUGGGGCAUCUGACCAACAUUUUGACAUACGUACUGGUGAAUUCGUCUCUGGAGAAAGCAAAAGACAAAAGCUUGAAAUGGAUAAUUCUAUCAAAGUUCAGAGGGACACCACCAUUUUGAAUUACAAACAAGCUGUGGCGUCCAUCGAAAAAUGCAAAUUAUGCUUUGAUAGCCCUCAAAUGAUAAAACAUUCCUUAGUCACUUAUGGAACCAAAAGUUACAUUGCCUUACCGGAUAGUGAACCGUUAGUUCCUUAUGAGUGCUACAUUUCUCCAAUGAAUCAUAUAACAUCCAUGCACGAUUUAGAAGAUGAUUGUUGGAACGAGAUGCAGAAAUAUAUGGAGCAUCUUUCCGAUAUGCUAGCAACGUUAAAACUCCAACCAAUAUUCCUGUACGGUUGCCUGGAUACCAAAAAAUUUUAUCACACUCGAAUAACUUGCGUUCCAGUGCCGAAAAAACUGGUUUCCCAAAUCCCCAUGUAUUUUAAAAAAGCCAUCUCGGAAGCCGAAUACGAAUGGAGCGACAAUAAAAAACUGAUCGACAUGAAGCAUCACCUUAACCCGUCUCGAGUUGUACCAAAAAAUUUGCCUUAUUUCGCUUUCGCAAUUAUGGAAGGUGAUAAAUCAUCUUCGACAUCUGUCAGUCAUAAUAAUGGUUACGCGCAUAUAAUCGAAAACCGGGCUGGAUUUCCUCAUUAUUUCGGAAAAGAAGUUUUAGGCGGGAUUUUGGAAAUAACUGAUACCAAUUUAUGGCGAAAACCUCGACAUCUAUCCUUCGAACAGUUGUCCAAAUCCGUGGUUGAAUUCAUGGGAUUGUGGAAGCCUUUUGAAAAGAAAAAGAUAUAAAAAAUAGAAUCAUGAAUUUAAAUCAAAUUUUAUUAUUUUUAUAAUGAUUUUCUUCGAAAAAUAAUUAUAAUAAAAGUAAUAUUUUGUCACAUGUCUAUCAAAUAUAAAUUUUUAUAUUUUGAAAAUUUUUAUUUAAAU
Gordionus sp. m RMFG-2023 is the source of this 2220-nucleotide messenger RNA. RefSeq names its product CWF19-like protein 2. The record is from RefSeq and is a predicted model, not a curated record. The transcript has 10 exons. Gene Ontology annotation, cellular component: post-mRNA release spliceosomal complex. Bases 34 to 2082 code for a protein of 682 amino acids. NCBI's taxonomy places the organism in Eukaryota, Metazoa, Nematomorpha, Gordioida, Chordodea, Parachordodidae. Gene Ontology annotation, biological process: mRNA splicing, via spliceosome.